AUGGAAACGAUUAAGAGGGAAAAUAUACAGCUAGGUGAUAAUAGAAAACUAGUGGCCACAAUGGGCGUCCCACUACCACCAAUGAGCGGCAGUAGCACAAUCGUCGUCCGGUCACCACCAACACAAUCGCCAGCGGACGCACUACCACCGCAGCCGAGCACGGUUGAGGCGAGUGUCGUCAAUCCGGUCACGUCACCGUUCGAGGUGGUCGACCAAAAGCCACCGUGCGAGAAAUCAGUUCAUCCCCAGUCGCCGACAUCGCACCGUGCGUGGUUUCGGAAAUCCAACACCUGUGGUAGCUUGUACGUACAGUGCGGAUGCACCGUGGAAUCCGGCGAAGAUCCCCACACGUUGACGAGCUCGAACCAACCCGCAGAGCGGUGCCGCAGUGGCGAAACAUCUUCGAGCUCGCAGCCCGAUCGACAGCAGCCUCGACCGCGUCCCAUUUCCCUGUCCGAUAAGGACAUUCGACGGAUUCGACCACGGCUCGAUAAACCUUCGUUCGUGCACCCGGAUAGUCCGACGACCGUGUUUGGCGAAGCGAACGCAAAGGAUGCGUUGGUGAAGAAGGCACAAUCCACCCGAGCGCUAAUUCCCACGGCCCAAACACCGAACGGAGACUACGAAAUACUGCACACGGCCACGGCACAUUCCAAACGCUACUCGACACCUGCCAUCGGCACCAGCUACGCCUUUCAUCCGGAAUUUGUGCUGCAAAAACUGGACACGGGCACAUCCGCCAACGGGUCGAGUGCUCAGCUCAACCAGCCACCAGCAGCACAAUCGGACCCGGGCCGGAGUGGGUCUAAAAUUGUGUUCAAACAAAGGGCCUGCACGAGCUAUCCGGGGUUAGAGGGUACCGGCCGCUUCGAGGGAUCCUUCUCGAACGCAUCGAGCAUCGACGAAGUGGGUGCGGUGGAUGAAGUUGGUGGAUCGAGUGUGCCCACGCUUGGAUCGCUGGAGGAUCUAGAACGUAGCCAGAGUGAGAGCACACCCCAACAGCAACCAGUCAACGUGCCCGACGACACUGGUGGCACCCUUGACACUAGCGGACAUUGCCGAGGGGUGCUAAUUGAAUCAAACAGCAGUAAUACUGGCAAAGUGAGCAACGCGUGCGCGAUCCCAGUGCGAAAAGGGAGGGAACUGUUCGUAGACAACAGUGGCCAGCUCAGUGUCUCCCUUGACAGUGGCCGUGAGGCGCAUCGGCGGGGCGAGGCCGCCCACCAUCAUCAGUCGGGGCACGGUGGUGCAUGCAGUGCGGAAAACAGUCCACCAAGUCCACCGUCGCUGCUGCUAAGCCCGGUCAUACCGUCGAAGUUUGAUUGCUCCGCCAAGGAGUACCUCAUCCAGUCCGGCAUACUCGGUCCGAUGGGUAAUGGGUCGUCGUUGCUCAUGCGCAAAACCUCCAAGAUUGUGCCGAAUAUUGACACACCGGUCAAGGAACGGAUACGCAAGAAUUCGGUCAAGUUCUGGGGCAAGGUACUUACCGAGGAUCGCCGAAAGUCACUUACCGGCCAGUGCGAUAGUCUGCAGUCGUACGGAAGCUCGAUGACGAUCAGCGGCACGGAACCGAACAGUUUCGAGGACGAGAUCAUCGGCUUGCGAAAGCUGCUGAGGGCGCGCGAUGAUGAGAUAGACAAAUUGCGUCGUGAAAUCGACAAGCUUAAGAGUGUGCUGCAACAAAAAGCGGUCAACAGUCUCGAACAACCGAACGCUCAAUCGGGUCAGCAGAGGUUACCGCUAGUCAGUCCCUCCAACACACCAACGCACAAAGGGCAGAAUGUGGCCGAAGGUGAGCUGCUAUCCAGCAUCCAGGCCAACUACGCCAUGGCCGGGCAGCCCAUGUCGGAGCUGUUUGGCAUUUCCGGCAACAGCUUCAAGCUGCACCAGAUGAAAUCCGUCAAAGGCAUCACGUUGCAGGCGAUGAAGAAACAGGGUGUGUCGGGUGAAAGUUGCGACCUGAUGGGUAGCCAGUCGAGCGACAUCAAGAUACCAAAGUACAAGAAAGAUUUCAGUGCGAAGCAGCUGAUCAAAGACGCAAUCAUGGAGAACGAUUUCUUCAAAAAUAUAGACUCGCUCCAGAUAAGAGAGAUCGUCGAUUCAAUGUACAGCCGCGAGUUCCGCAAGGGCGAGUACGUCAUACACGAGGGUGAGGCGGGUUCGCAUCUGUACGUUUCCGCGUCCGGCGAGUUUGAAGUCAUCAAGGAUAGCAAAGUGCUCGGCGUGAUGGGCCCGGGAAGAGCCUUCGGAGAGUUGGCGAUACUGUACAACUGCACGCGGACGGCGUCGAUACGGGUACUUUGCGACUCGCGCGUGUGGGUACUGGAUCGAAGAGUGUUCCAGCAGAUCAUGAUGCGCACGGGAAUGCAACGGAUAGAGGAGAAUGUUAACUUCCUGAAGUCGGUACCGCUGCUAAAGCAUCUAAGCAACGAUGUUCUGACGAAAAUUGCCGACGUCCUUGAGGUGGAAUUCUACCCCGCUGGAGCGUUCAUCAUUCGCCAAGGUGCCGCUGGAGACACAUUCUUUCUAAUUAGCCAAGGCACGGUAAAGGUGACCCAACGGCUACCCGGCCGCUCGGUGGAGGAAGAAAUACGCAUCCUGGUCCGUGGAGAGUACUUCGGCGAGCAAGCGCUCAUUAGGGAGGAUAAGCGCACGGCCAACAUUAUCGCCAUGUCGCCCGGUGUCGAGUGUCUCACGCUGGAUCGAGAGUCAUUCACCAAGCACAUCGGUGACCUGUGCGAGUUGCAGGAAAAGAACUAUGGCGAUGAGGAACGCGUGCUGGCGUUCCGCAAUCUGGAGAACACUCAUCCUUCGCUGGGUUCGUGUCAGCCAGAGCUGUUGGAUGUGAACUUAACCGACCUGGAGGUGGUAGGAACUCUCGGAGUGGGUGGAUUUGGCCGGGUCGAGCUAGUUAAGCUGGAACGCAACGACGCCACACAGGUGUACGCACUGAAGUGCAUGAAAAAACGGCACAUUGUUGACACGCGGCAACAGGAGCACAUGUACAGCGAACGGAAGAUUAUGUUGGCGUGCCAGAGCCCAUUUAUCUGUCGGCUGUACCGCACGUACAAGGAUACCAAGUUUGUGUACAUGCUGCUGGAGGCUUGCAUGGGCGGCGAGGUGUGGACAAUUCUCCGCGAUCGCGUUACGUUCGAAGACUCGACGGCAAAGUUCAUCGUUGCCUGUGUGCUGCAAGCUUUCGACUUUCUGCACGCACGUGGUAUCGUCUAUCGAGAUUUGAAGCCGGAAAAUCUACUACUCGAUGCAAGGGGAUACGCGAAAUUGGUUGAUUUUGGAUUCUCCAAAUUCAUCGGCUAUAGCAGCAAAACGUGGACGUUUUGCGGUACACCGGAGUACGUGGCACCGGAAAUAAUUCUCAACAAGGGACAUGACCGAUCGGUUGAUUACUGGGCGUUGGGUAUUUUAAUACACGAGCUACUGACUGGAAUCCCACCGUUUACGGCAGCAGAUCCGAUGAAAACGUACAACAUAAUACUGAAAGGUAUUGACAUGGUAAACUUCCCGAAGCAUAUGUCUCGUGCCGCCAUUAGCCUGAUCAAGCGACUCUGCCGUGACGUUCCAUCCGAACGAUUGGGUUAUCAGCGGGGCGGUGUUCAAGACAUCAAAAAGCACAAAUGGUUCCAGGGCUUCGACUGGGAUGGUUUGAUCGCGCUAACACUUAAAUCUCCCUUGCAACCGAACCUGCAGGGACCACUGGACAUGUCCAACUUCGACAUCUUCCCCAAAGACUUAGACAUUCCGCCGGACGAGCUGUCCGGGUGGGAUGCUGACUUUUGA
Anopheles marshallii is the source of this 3798-nucleotide messenger RNA. RefSeq names its product cGMP-dependent protein kinase, isozyme 1 (gene Pkg21D). Lineage: Eukaryota; Metazoa; Arthropoda; Insecta; Diptera; Culicidae. Gene Ontology annotation, molecular function: cGMP-dependent protein kinase activity; ATP binding. The transcript has 11 exons. The record is from RefSeq and is a predicted model, not a curated record. Bases 1 to 3798 code for a protein of 1265 amino acids. Gene Ontology annotation, biological process: protein phosphorylation.